AGGAAGCGAGCUCAAAGAAAUCACUGGUUUAUACUAGCUCGUAAUCAGGAUAUUGGAUAUUGGACAUUAGACAUUCACCCCGCACAAUUUGUCUUCUGUCGCUGUAGCGUGUUUAUCCUCAAUAUAAAUGACAGGUGAAAGUAAUCCCAAACUUUAUGUUCUUCUUGACCAAGCUUCACUUGAGUCAGUCAAGGCAGCAAGCGGGAAAGAGUUUCAACUGCUUAAUCCUGACAGACACAAAGACCGAAUUUUGAAGUCUGGAAUAGAUGUUUCCACAGUUCGUCCGGAUAUUGCUCAUCAGUGUCUUCUUAUGUUGCUUGACAGCCCUCUAAAUCGGACCGGGAAAUUACAGGUAUUCAUUAGAACACGAAAAAAUGUCAUCAUUGAAGUUAAUCCUAAAACCCGCAUACCGCGUACAUUUGAUCGAUUCUGUGGACUUAUCGUACAACUGUUACACAAACUAUCAAUACACGCUGAAGGCGGUAAUCGUGAAAAACUUCUGAAGGUUGUAAAAAAUCCUAUUACACGACACUUUCCAAUCGGUGCACCAAUUAUCGCUACAUCAUUUUCAGCUAAGGAACAGAUUAAACCACUACAACUAGCAGAAAGUACACAAAAAUCUGGUCCUCAAUCUGUUGUCAUUAUUAUUGGAGCAUUAGCUCACGGGUCAAUUGUUGAUACGUGUAAAGAAUUUCUCCAGCGUACAGUCAGUAUUAGUAAUUUUCCUUUAUCAGCUGCUCAAACCUGUUCACGAAUAUGUACUGCUUUCGAAGAGCUGUGGGGUGUUGAAGAUAUCUUGAGUGAAAAAACUGCUACCCAAGUAGAUGUUUGCACAUAAUUGGUAUCGAAUGAAUAAAAGCGCAUUUUACAACACAACUUAUUACAGUAAAUUUAAACGUCCUCUAACAAUUCUUUUUUUUGUUGUACAUAAAACUGCAAAGGAUUUUUUUAAACAUAAAUUUAAAAUCUAAUUAUGUUUUCCUUCAUUCAACUGACCAGUCUUCUUAUAGAGAAUUAAAGCAAUUAGUCUCUUUGUAAUAAAUUUAGAUAGUGUUGUUAUUAGAAGACGAAGGGAGAUUAUCUGAAAAAUAUGAUGUGGUGUGGUGUAUUUGCUCAAUACAUCAAUCAGUUAGACAAUUUGUUGAUGUUUUAAAGCCCAAUACGCAUACAAUGAAUUAGAUAAGUUUACUUUGAAGGAUACAUUUGAACUUUG
Messenger RNA from Trichobilharzia regenti, 1213 nucleotides. Lineage: Eukaryota; Metazoa; Platyhelminthes; Trematoda; Strigeidida; Schistosomatidae. The record is from the annotation of a GenBank genome assembly.